AUGCAAUCUCAAUAUCAAUUGUAUCCUAAUAUUUAUAACCAACAGCAGCAGCAGCAACAACUUCAACAGCAGCAACUGCAACAACAACAAUUGCAACAACAACAACAGCAACAACAACAACAGCAACAACAACAACAGCAGCAACAACAACAAAACAAGUAUAUUUACUCUACAACACCAACUCCUUCACCUAUUCAUAAUGGAUCUACUCAAAGUUCAUUUUACCAAUCACCUCUCAAUAACAACGCUUCUUUGAAUAAUAAUCAAAUCAAUGGAUACUACCAAACUCCUGCACAAUCUACUAUGACAUCACCACUAUCAAUGAUUGGUUCUGGACCAACAUUACCUCUAAACUAUCUUCCAUCAGCAAUAACUUUUGAUCAACAACAACAACAAGAUUCUAAUCUCUAUACAUCAUCAAUGCCAACAUCAUCAUCAACCUUGCCAGGGCCAACUAUAACUUCAUCAUCAUCGACAGCACCUACAAGUAAAACAACCUUUUCAACAGUCAACAAUCUUUCAACGUUCAACAAAGAAGUAGAAUUGCACAAUAUUUUUGACAAUGCAGUAUCAAUUGUUGACAUGAUGAUCAAUACUAGUGAAACUAUACAAGACCCUCUUUCCACCUCUACAUCAUCAUCUUAUAGACCCCCAAUGAUGGGUUCAACGGGACCAAACACAACCGGAGGAUACAAUUAUUUUGAUACAUCAUCUGCCAUUUGGUCCACAAUGAUGAUUGAAAAGCAUAUACCCUUCCCCCAAGAGAUUGGUUACAGAUAUCUUAGUGCCAACACUCGAACAUCUCAAGGCAUAUUUCCAGAGAUUGGUCACGCAUGGGUAUCAAUCGACCAGACCCUUUUUCUCUGGGACUAUAGAGAAUCUAGUAAUGGUAGAGGUGAAUUGAUUACCAAUCAACUGACUCAAGUCAUUACAACAUGUGGAUUGGUAAAUCCUCGUAAAAAUGUCUUUAAAGACUCUGUCAAAAAGAUUCUCAUUGUGGCAACUCAUGUUGAAAUAUUUUUAUUUGCUCUAACCUUUAGUAGUGAUGACAAUAGAUUUGAAUUAAUUGCUACGCCACUUGUAAUUCAAACAGAUUCUGCCAUUAUUAAUGAUAUUGUUGGGACAGAAGAUGGAAGAAUAUUUUUGGGUGGCCAAGACGGCAAUCUUUACGAGAUUGUUUAUGGUGGAGAUUCGAGUUUAUCAUCAGCAUCUUCGGUUACCUCUUCUAUUACCUCUUGGUGGUUUGGUCAAAAUGGAAACAAAAUUCAAAAGAUUUGCCAUACCACUUCCUUGUGGAAUACCCUUUGGUCUACUAAAAAGCCAGAAAUUAUUCAAAUUUUGAUUGACAAUCAAAGAAAUUUAUUAUUUACUCUUUGUAAAAAUUCAACUAUUCAAAAAUAUUCUCUAGGCAAAAAUAAUAAUUCAUUUACAAUGAUUGGUGAAGUAAUAUCCCCAUUACCUAAAAAUCAGCAUCCCUCUGCCGAACAACUGUCGAUCCUAUCAAUUCACAUUUCCUCUCAAGUUGAUUAUUCUUGCAUUGCAAUUCUUUCAAAUGGAGUUCGAUUAUAUUUAUCAAACAAUAUUGAUAGUUCAAUAAAAUAUGUUAGAAGACCUCCAACCUCUACAAUGACAAUUUUAGGAUCCUCUGGAACGAAUCAACAACAACAACAACAACAGGAAAGCAUUAAUCAUAUACCACAUUAUACAUUCUAUUCAAAUGGUGUAUUCUUUAUGGCAAAUGAAAGUAGCGAGUCUAUAGACAAAUUAAUUGGAACCACACCAUUUACAAAGAAACAAAUUAAACGGUUGUAUCAAUCAGAAGACAGGGCAUUUAUUACUACUUCAAAUGAAGAUCCACUUGAAGAAAGACCAAAUGCUUUUUAUAUUAAAGGAAGAAUUAAUAUGAUUAAAGAAGAUAUUGUCAACAUUGGAGAGAAUAAUACAGUAUUUUAUAAAGAAUUCAAGACUGAACAUAUUUCAAAUCCAAGAAGAUUCUUGUGUCUAAACUCUCUUGGUCUCCACAUUAUCACAAAACUAAGAUAUGUUGAUCUAUUUAAUAAUUUACUCUUAAAUUCUACUUUGACUGAUAUUGAUAAUUUCUAUCAAGAAUUUGGAAAUAUAUUUUCAAAUUCAUUGUGCAUUAGUUUGUAUUGCAUGUCACCACAAUCAACUGUUGUAUUAAAUGAGCAAAUCUAUGGUAGCAUUAGUGCACCUAGAUCAGCCCAACAACGAGUACUUGAUUUGGCAAUGAGCCAAUUCAAAAGAAAGAGCGGCAAGCCUACAUUCCACAGAACCACCACCCUCUAUAGCCACGACAUGGGAACUUCAGUAAACAGAUUGGAACUUCACUACAGUCAUGCUCACCAAGCAGUUGUAGCAUUCCUUUCCCAACUAUUGGCACCAAUUUGGAAUCAACCAAUCUUAAAGACCAAAGGAGAAUCGACAACUACCACUGUCAACAUACACCAAUUGAAAUCAAUUCAAUCUCAUUUGAUUAAUCUUUUGUUGUUCCUUGAAAAUUCACAACUUUUGCCAAAGAAUGAUAUCACUGACAUUCCCAUCAUUACCAAACCAAUUCAUGAACAGUCAACCGAUGAAGAUGCACUAAAGAAUGAAAAGAGAAGUUUAAUUGGUCUCAAAAAGAUUAUCCAAAAAUCUUUACAAGUUAUCAAUCUCUUUGUUCUUUUACAACAAUUUGAUUUUAAUCAAAUUUUUCAACAAUCUAUUGAUAGUUUAAGUAAUGAUGAUAAAAAGAAAUCAAUUCAAUUUAAAUUUAAAGAUUAUGUUAUCGAUCAAACAAUCAUUAAUCAAUCAUCGCCAAGCAGAGUUGAAAACAAAGUCUUUUCAUCUUUAUUAAUUUCUUCACUCAUGAAUAUAUUAAACCAUUCUAAUAUAUCGAUUGAUAACAUUUCAAAACAAUUAGAUUAUGAAUGCCCAGAUUUAUUCAAGAAAAGAGAUAAACAAUUAAUAACAGUUAGAGAUAAACUAAAAGCUGCCGUGAGAGAAGGACGAAGUCACUCUAGUGAGCAAAUGGUAAAGGAGGCUUUAAUCAUUCUUGAAGAAAUCGCACCAUCCUUUGAUUUGCACGAAAUACUUAUCAAUCUAAAGUCACUCUCUUAUUACGAAUAUGUUGUGCCACUAUGUUUGCAUUAUGCUACUCAACUAGCCCAACAUUUAGAAUCUCAAAAUCUUUCUCCAUCCUCUACUACUACCACCACUACUGCUACUACUACUAUUCCUUCUGAAAGUAAUGAUGAAAACAAAUUGUUAUUGGAUUCAAAUGAAUAUAUUAUAGAAUCAAAAAGAAAAGUGUAUCAGGAAAUAUUUGAAAUCAUCAAUUACGAUUUAUUACAACCAACCAAACAACAACAAGUACCAAACGCAUCAAACAUUGUUGACAUGAUGAUAUGUCAAAUAUUGGAUAGCAAGGAUGCCCAAUUACAUGGCGCCCUCUAUAGUUGGUUAAUCGAAAACAACUCAAAGGCAAAGUUGUUUGAAAUCAAAUCACCAUUUAUUACAGAUUAUCUCUAUGACAAUGAUAUGGACAUGUGUUGGAGAUAUCUAGCAAAAAUGAACGAUUUUACAACUGCUUCUAAAAUCCUUCUUCAAUUGGCUGAAAACUCAAAAGAUUUAAAUACAAAAUUAACUUGUUAUAAUAAUUGUAAAUUAUUAAUGAGUAAAUCACCAAAUAGCCAAGAGUACCAAUACGCCCUAAACAAAACUGUUAUUUGUAACAUCCAAAAGAAGAUUAUCAAACAACUUGAACAAGCAAAAGCAAAUCUUCAAUCCAACUCUGAAGAUGAUAAAUCAAUCAUUCAAGAAUAUAUAGUAUCAAUUGAACAACUCAAUACAAAUCUUUAUGAUAUGACAACAUUAUUUAGUGAUUAUGCAAGAAAAUAUUUACUUCAUGAAGAAAUGUUAUAUUUGGUUCAUAUUGGACAACACGACGAUGAGAACUUUGUAAAGUUAUUAUGGGAAAUCAUUCUAGGCAAGUGUACCGAACAACAACAACAACGACUAGAGCAAAUACAAGAUUGCCUAAAAACCAAAAUCAUUGGUAUUGGAUAUGAUUUAUACCCAAAUGAAUCAACAUUUCCUCUCUAUUGGAUCAUCCAAAUGGCAGAAACUAUUAUCAUUGACCUCUUGAAAGAAACUAAAAAUGAUAGUAUAACUUUAGUAGAAUUAUUAAAGCCAAUAUUGGGAUGGCUAUCAAACUCUCUCCAAUCUCAACUCAAUGUAGAUAAUCUGGUGUUGCUAGAGAUUUACAAGAGUCUUUGUGAUAUUCAAGAGAAUGGUAGUUUUGCACAAAAAUAUUAUAUGCACAGUUGGACAUUUUUGGCUGAACAUGUGAUCGCGAUGAAAGGAAACAACCACUCUUCACUUUUAACAACAAAUCAUAUGACGUCAAUUGAGCAAACACUCAAUCAAUAUAGAAAAAAAUUGCAAUAA
Cavenderia fasciculata is the source of this 4449-nucleotide messenger RNA. It is a transcript of the gene nup155, whose product is annotated as nucleoporin. The transcript is spliced from 10 exons. Gene Ontology annotation, biological process: RNA export from nucleus; protein localization to nuclear inner membrane; transcription-dependent tethering of RNA polymerase II gene DNA at nuclear periphery. The record is from RefSeq and is a predicted model, not a curated record. The coding region runs from base 1 to 4449 and encodes 1482 amino acids. Lineage: Eukaryota; Evosea; Eumycetozoa; Acytosteliales; Cavenderiaceae. Gene Ontology annotation, cellular component: nuclear pore; nuclear pore inner ring. Gene Ontology annotation, molecular function: structural constituent of nuclear pore.